Molecule: messenger RNA, 472 nt
Organism: Sinocyclocheilus rhinocerous
Lineage: Eukaryota; Metazoa; Chordata; Actinopteri; Cypriniformes; Cyprinidae
Product: retinol-binding protein 2-like
Exons: 2
Coding region: 182-472 (96 amino acids)
Molecular function (GO): lipid binding
Source: RefSeq, a predicted model, not a curated record
UUGGGUUGAAAAAACAACCCAGCAUUUUUAAGAGUGUUCUCUCCCAUUAGGUCAUAGAUCUCUCUUAUCAUCACUCUGGCCUCUCCCCUCAUUGUGAAUGAACAGUUGAGUAUAAAAGCUUUGGUGCACCUCCUCACUUGACCUGGCAAAGCUCCUGAAGUCCAGAGCUCAUAGCACAACCAUGCCUGUGGAUUUCACUGGAAAAUGGGAGCUGGAGUCGAGCGAAAACCUUGAAAAUUACCUUAAAGCACUGGACAUUGACUUUGCCAUCUGCAAGAUUGCAGUCCACCUCACUCCAACAAAGACCUUUAUCCAGGAUGGGGACAACCUUGUGAUUAAGACACAGAGCGCCUUCAAGAGCUAUGAGCUGAGCUUCACUAUUGGAGUUGAAAAGGAAGAAUUGACUAAGGGAUUUGACAAAAGGAUGCUAAAGGUGAACUAUUUAUAUUUAAUAUUUGUGAUCCUCCUCUAA